Messenger RNA from Beauveria bassiana ARSEF 2860, 1794 nucleotides. RefSeq names its product kelch domain-containing protein. The transcript has a single exon. The record is from RefSeq and is a predicted model, not a curated record. Gene Ontology annotation, molecular function: protein binding. Bases 1 to 1794 code for a protein of 597 amino acids. NCBI's taxonomy places the organism in Eukaryota, Fungi, Ascomycota, Sordariomycetes, Hypocreales, Cordycipitaceae.
AUGGAGCAGGUCAAGCUUCUCCGGCGCCGCACCACGGACCUGCUCGCCAACGCGCAGCAGAACAUUGCCACCACCCAGAAGGGAUUCUUCGCCAGCGCCCAGGAGAACCUAGCACACGCCCAGAAAAACCUACCGGCCCUGUCGAUGCCGCAUUUUGGCCUGCGCGGGCAGUCCUCCCCCGCGGACCACGGGCCCAAGGGUACCUGGGAACUCAUCGACAAUAUCCCCGCCCUGCGGCGCUCCGCGCACCCGCUCGACAUUAUCGCCGGCAGUGCCUACAUAUUCGGAGGCGAGCUCAACGGCCAGAUUGCCGAUAAUGACAUGCACGUUGUGCGCCUGCCAGUCAGCGGCGCCAGCACUGACUACUACCGCAUCGCCGCCGCCGCCGCCAAGCCCGACGAGGCAGACGCUGACGAGCACGGCAAGACCGCAUCAGAAGCCUCCUCGGACGGCGCAGGCUCCGAGGCUGGUAGCAGCAGUCCCAGGUUCAGGGGCAAGGGCAAAGAGCGCGCCAUUGACAUUGUCCGGCCCGAUCUAGGCGACGUCCCCGCAGCACGGGCCGGCCACGCCACGGCCGUCAUUGGCUCGCGUAUCUUGCUCUUUGGCGGCCGCGGCGUCGAUGGAAAGCCUGUUGAAGAGGCCGGACGCGUUUGGGUCUUUGACACACGCACCUGCACCUGGAGUCAUCUCGACCCCGCGCCGGCCGUCAUGGGCGGCGCUAUCACCAUUCAUCCCAACGCGCGCAGCGACCACUGCGCCGCGGCGACCGACAAGCCCCAAGAUUUUGGCUCCUCCCGCACCACCACUUCUUCUCCUCCCACAGCUCCUCAUCCUCCACCGUCGACCCCCACGACACUGCGCAGCCGCGCGCAGGGCUGGCGCGACUGGGCCGUCGGCGACACCUCCAAGACAGGCAUCCCGCAGGACCCCGUGGUCGGGCAAGUCGCCGAGAGCGCCGUCGACGAGGAGUCGCGUGGCUACGGAACACUCUUUAUCCACGCGGGCCGCCUCAACAACGGCAGCGGCAGCAACGACAUUUGGGCCUUUGACGUGCGCUCCCGUAUGUGGACGGAGCUGCCAUCCGCACCGGGCCCCGCGCGCGCCGACACCGCAAUCUGCAUCAGCAAGAGCCGGCUCUUCCGCUUCGGUGGCGCAGACGCCAGCAACGGUGAGAAACUCGGCGGGCAGCUCGACUACCUGCACCUCGAGGUCGAUAUCAUGGACGGCAAGACAGAGGUCGGAGUGCGCGCCCGCGACGGCUGGCAGACGAUUUUGCAGCGCCCGACCAGCACCUACAGCAGCACCGUGACGCCCUCGGAGCCGCUCCUCGCCUCGCCGCGCAGCACCAACAGCGCGCCGGAAAUUCCUGUCGACGGUGGCGUGCAUCCGUGGCCGUGUCCCCGCAGCGGCGCCGUUUUUGAGGCAAUGACCAUGGGCGGCGGCCGUGAGGUCCUUGUGCUGGCGUUUGGCGAGCGCGGCACUGACCAGCCGCCUCUCGACGAUGUGUGGCUGUUCCAGGCGCCCCCGCAGGGCAUGUCGGCGGCGAGCGUGACAGCGGCUGUGCUGCAGGCCGUGGGGCGCAAGACGGGCGAGGGCCGAUGGGCCCGCGUGGCGACGCGGCCGUACGACGACGACGAUGACGAGGCAGGAAAGGGAUGGGCGGCACUGCCGCAGGGACGGGCACUACUGGCGAGCGCGCCAAUGACGAACCUCGAGGACAGCGGCGUCUUGGUCUGGGGUGGAGUAGGCGAGGACGGCGAGACGUUUGGCGAUGGUUGGGUUCUGAGGCUGUAG